This is a messenger RNA of Fonsecaea multimorphosa CBS 102226, 1590 nucleotides long. RefSeq lists its product as uncharacterized. The transcript has a single exon. The record is from RefSeq and is a predicted model, not a curated record. Gene Ontology annotation, cellular component: membrane. The coding region runs from base 1 to 1590 and encodes 529 amino acids. NCBI's taxonomy places the organism in Eukaryota, Fungi, Ascomycota, Eurotiomycetes, Chaetothyriales, Herpotrichiellaceae. Gene Ontology annotation, molecular function: transmembrane transporter activity. Gene Ontology annotation, biological process: transmembrane transport.
AUGGCGACCAACGAACCGAACAGCAACCCAGCAGCGGUGGCCGAUGAUGUCCUCAAUCUGGAGAGCUUCGGCUACAAGCAGGAGCUCAAGAGAGAUUUCUCGCUCUUCGGCAUGGUCGGCUUCGCCUUUUCCGUCUUGACAUGCUGGACCGCCCUGGGAGGUUCUUUAGUGGCUGCCAUUGAAGCAGGAGGCCCGCCGGUCAUCAUCUACAGCUGGAUCGGGGUUUCUUUCUUCUCCCUCUUUGUGGCCUACUCGUUCGCCGAAAUCUGCAGCGCCUUCCCCGUGGCUGGAGGUCAGUACUCGUGGGUUGCCAUCUUGACGCCGCCAAAAUGGGCACGGCUUACCUCUUACCUGUGUGGCUGGUUCAUUGUCAUUGGCUUCUUGUCUGCAGGGGCUGCGAAUGGCUUCAUCGGCGCCAGCUUCGUGCUCGGGAUGGCCCAGCUUGCCCAUCCAGACUUUGUCAUUGAGAGGUGGCACACAUGCCUGGUUUGCUAUCUUGUCCUGAUCCUCGCCGCCGCAGUCAAUGUCUGGGGUCGCCAUCUAUUGAACAAGAUGGGCAAAGUCAUGAUCACCUUUAAUCUGCUCUCCUUUGUGGUCGUUAUCAUUGUCAUUUUGGCCAAAGACAAGCAUAAGGCGAGCGCUUCCUUCGUCUUCAGUGACUUCAACAACAACACCGGAUUUGGCAACUCGUACGCAAGCUUGUUGGGAAUCCUACAGGCAGCGUUUGGAAUGACAGGUUACGAUGCAACGGCACACAUGACGGAGGAGAUGCGCAAUGCCAGGCAUGAUGCUCCAAAGGCAAUCAUCUGGUCGGUCUGGAUUGGUGCAUUCACUGGGUUCGCCUUCCUAAUUGCGUCCUUCUUCUGCAUCCGCAACCUGGAUGCUAUCGAGACGACCUCGACAGGUGUGCCUCUGAUAGCCAUAUUCUACGAAGCUACUGGCAGCGUGGGCGGCGCAAUUGGCCUGACCACCCUCAUCACCAUCAUCGCUUUGGUCAGUUUGUGCUUUCUCAUGGCUCAGAGCUCGAGGGUUGUCUUCUCUUUUGCACGCGACCAUGGACUGCCCUUUUCUGGCAUCAUCAGCAAGGUUCAUCCUACGCUGCAUGUUCCUAUCUACAGCAUUUUGACCGUCCUUGUCGUCAACAUGGCUUUGAUGGCCAUCUACUUCGGGUCGGUGACGGGCUUCAAUACCGUGCUGGGCAUUUCCACGGAAGGCUUCUAUUUGUCUUAUAUCAUGCCACUCCUGGUCCGCAUUUGGGGCCGUCUGCAAGGCAGAGAGGGAAUCGACAGCGCCUACUCUCUGGGUCGGUUCGGCAUGUGGUUCAACAUCAUCGGCAUCGCCUACUUGGUGUUCGCGGCUAUCGUGUUCAACUUCCCCUCCGUCAGCCCCGUCAACGGCGACAACAUGAACUACACUUCGGCUGCCGUCGGCGUCUGCGGUCUGAUUGCUGCCAUUACGUGGGUGACGACGGGACGCACGAAUUUCACAGGUCCUCAGCGAGGUGGCAUUUUGGAAGGACGACUCCCAAGGCUCGACGACGAUGUCCACCACGUCAAGCCUACUCCGAAGUCCAAGGGGCUCGAGAAUUGA